Messenger RNA from Aspergillus viridinutans, 2751 nucleotides. RefSeq names its product protein GbpA (gene GbpA). The coding region runs from base 1 to 2751 and encodes 916 amino acids. The transcript is spliced from 2 exons. Lineage: Eukaryota; Fungi; Ascomycota; Eurotiomycetes; Eurotiales; Aspergillaceae. The record is from RefSeq and is a predicted model, not a curated record. Gene Ontology annotation, molecular function: ATP binding; ATP hydrolysis activity.
AUGGACCUGACCGUCCUUCGCUCCAUGUCGUCGCGGUUUCCGUGGUCUCUUUCCUUUUCCUCCCUCCUAUCCCCUCGCAAACCCCAGCCAUCGGCAUCAGUGUCGGUCUCGACGCAGACCAUUCCCGAUAGCCGACCGCCAUCUGUCAAGGUUAUCACACCGUCUCCCGAGAAAGAAUUACAAGCUCGUCGGGAGAUCGCGCGGAGCGAUGCGGAGGACUGGCUGCAGAGCCUGGUUGGCCAGGACAAUAUCAAACGUCGGUUGAAUGAGAUUCAAACAUGGAUCAGCAUUUGUCAGAGACAAGGGAAAGAUCCAAAGCAGGAGUGGUACAAUAUUGUCCUCGAGGGCAAUGAAGGAACGGGUAAAACCACUGUCGCCCGCAUAUAUGCCAACAUCCUCUUUUCGACCGGCAUCACCGACGUGCCGACCCUUCGAGAAAUCUCCGGAGCCGCGCUGGCCGCGCAGGGACCCGAGGGAUUGAAGCAUCUGAUCAGUGGCAUGGUCGACGCUGCAUCCCCCUCGGCACAGAUUGUUGGAGUCUUGCUCGUCGAGGAUGCUCAUCUGCUGAUAACGUCGUCCCCCACUCGCACUCAGGAGAUCUUUGAUGGCCUCUUCGAGGCGAUGGAGCGUGGCACCGGACGCGUCGUCGUCGUCCUCAGCGGUCAUCCUCCGCACAUGGAGGGGCUUGUUCGGGUUCAGCCCCGACUUGAAAGAACAAUCUGUUGUACACUGCACUUCACCGACUUCAGUUCCAAUGACUACCUCACUCUGCUGGGCCAGUCGCUACAGGAGCGUUACAAUGGCAAGCUCGAGGUGGCCGGUGGCCUGGACGGUCCGUUCAUGCAGAUGGCCGCUCGGCGACUUGUCCGUGCGGCUGCCGGAAACGGCCCGAGAAAUGUGCAUGCGGUGCAACGUCUCCUGGACACCAUCACUCUUCGCCAACUCCAAUCGCUGACCCAAGAACAGGGCAAUCUGGAAGAGGUCGAUACCUUUUUCUUGUCGCCGGAAGAUAUACUAGGUCCCAGACCGGCCGAUGUACUGGGCCAAAGUCGGGCUUGGGCAGACCUGCAGAAGCUUGUUGGUCAGGAAGCGGUCAAGGCAUCAGUCAGUGAACUGCUGGACACGAUAGAGGAGAACUUUUGGAGGGAAGCGCGAAACCAGAGACCGUUCUCCGUUCGAGUCAACCGUGUUUUCGUCGGACCACCAGGGACUGGCAAGUCCACGGUGGCGAGGCUGUAUGGGCAGGUGUUGGCAGAUGUGGGUCUUCUGAGCAGCGGAGAAGUGGUUGAGAUGCGUAUCUCGCAGAGACCUGACGUCAAAGGCGUCCUGGAUUCCUCCAUCGGCAAAGUCCUCUUGGUCGAUGUGUCUGAUCAUGAUGACUCGUCCCAGAUUUGGCUGAAAACUCUUAUCACUCAAUUGUCGCUCAUUCCUCGCCACGAUCGCUGUGUGAUCCUGGUUGGAACUCACAGCAGUAUCGAGCCUUUGGUUCAGGAAAAGGAUAUAUUGAAGAUUUUCCGAGAGCAUCACAUUGUUCAUUUCCAUUCUUUUACGAAGGAGCAGUUGCGGCAGAUUCUCGAGAUGAAGCUGCACGACGACGAAGUUCAUGCUACCUCUGAGGCGCUGGACGACGCUGUUGAACUGCUCGAAGUUGCUCGCAUGCGCAAGGACUUCAAUAACGGAAGAGCAAUUGCUCACCUGCUCGGCUCAGCUCACUUUGCAUACGAACGGAGUCGGUCGGAGGGUGACGUGACCCAGUCACAACUCGAUAGGGUUCUGGUGCCUGAAAAUUUCAAAGGUGAUCGUUUGUGUGGCAGACCAAAAUUGGAUUUCCGCGAGGAGUUGAAAUACAACCUUGUCUCGGAAGAUCUUAUUACUCUGCUGGAACGCUACCGGCACGACCUGAAGGCUGCGUGGUUGCUGAAUGCGGACCCAAGUCGGCGUGUUCCCCUUGCAAUGAUCUUCAAGGGCGCCACUGGAAUUGGCAGGAGAAGCGUCGCACGGCUGAUCAGCCGCCUAUACUAUGACAUGGGUGUGCUAGCCUCUGCAAAAUUUAUGGAGUGCUCUGCAACAGAUCUGACCCCCUUGGAUGCCCGCAACUCGUCGACUCAAACGCGCUCGCUGCUGGAACGUGCACGUGGAGGUGUUUUGUUUGUGGAAGAUGCUCACCGGCUCAGUGAGAUCGAAUCCGCUGCUCAGACGAUCAAUGACCUGAUUUACCUCCUGCCCAAGUACUCUCGCGACACUGUGGUGAUUCUGGCGGGAUCUGGCCCUGAAAUGGACCUGUUGCUGUGCAACCAGCCCCGCCUUUCGAGUCUGUUCCAGGAAGAGGUUGUCUUCAAGAGUCCUACACCCCGUGAGUGUCUCCGCCUGCUUGACCAGCGCCUCGAACAAGAAAAGAUUCCUGGCUCGCGGCCUUUCCUCACCGACACUCGGACGGAAACAUAUCGCGAGUUCACACGCGCCAUGCAAACGCUCUCGAUGUUCCCUUGCUGGAGCAAUGCCCGCGAUAUUGACGUCCUGGCCAUGUGGAUGGUGUCUUCUGUUUUGCGCGCAGUCCCGCUGGACGGUGACUCUGUCUGUGCUCCUCAAUUGAUGGAAGAACAAGCCAUGGCAUGCCUGAUCAAGAUGUAUAAUCUCAAGCGUGAUCGUCUUCGUUACAACCAGGACCCCAAGGUGAAAUCGCUUCCACGCAACCUUUCGCAGCCGAGGUCUUCCCCUUCCAUCAGGAGCGGCGUCAGGUUUCCCGUCUAG